Haplochromis burtoni (Burton's mouthbrooder) is the source of this 4207-nucleotide messenger RNA. RefSeq names its product histocompatibility (minor) 13 (gene hm13). The transcript is spliced from 12 exons. The record is from RefSeq and is a predicted model, not a curated record. Lineage: Eukaryota; Metazoa; Chordata; Actinopteri; Cichliformes; Cichlidae. Gene Ontology annotation, cellular component: cytoplasmic side of endoplasmic reticulum membrane; membrane; lumenal side of endoplasmic reticulum membrane. The coding region runs from base 170 to 1348 and encodes 392 amino acids. Gene Ontology annotation, biological process: membrane protein proteolysis. Gene Ontology annotation, molecular function: aspartic endopeptidase activity, intramembrane cleaving.
UCCUGCCUGCUCUCCGCUCACUGCUUUAGGAAACGUGGCCUUAUCAGGACUCCAGCAGCACAGCGGUAGAUGAAUGACAGACUCCCCGCUUCAGCUUCCACUUCUAUCCGCCUGUCAGUUAACGCCACAGCCUCAACAGACCCCGAAGCCUCUCUGUGUGUGAAGAACAAUGUCUGAGGCUGAACAAAUCCCGGCCUCUGCUUCGGAGGCCGCCGCAUCGGCCGUCCUGGACGCCCUGAACGCCACGGACUCCAACGGGACCGAGGCGCUCAACGCCACGGCCAAAUUCGUGGCCACCCCGGAGGGCACGGCUCUGGCGUACGGCAGCCUGGUCUUCAUGGCGCUCCUGCCCAUCUUCUUCGGAGCCCUGCGGUCCGUCACCUGCUCAAAAUCCAAGGAGCUCGGAGAAAAUGAUUACGAUUCUGGGUUCAGAAAUGCAGCCGACAUGCCUGAGACCAUCACCAGUCGGGACGCAGCGAGGUUCCCCAUCAUCGCCAGCUGCACUCUAUUUGGGCUCUACCUCUUCUUCAAGGUAUUCUCUCAAGAGUACAUCAACCUGCUGCUGUCGGUCUACUUCUUCGUCCUGGGCGUCCUGGCUCUGUCUCACACUAUGAGUCCUCUGAUGUCCAGAGUCUUCCCAGCAUCUUUCCCAAACAAACAGUACCAGCUGCUCUUCACUCAGGGCUCCGGAGAGUCCAAAGAAGAAAUAGUCAAUUAUGAGUUUGACACCAAGAACCUGGUGUGUCUGCUCAUCAGCAGCGUGGUGGGAGUCUGGUACCUGCUCAAAAAGCACUGGAUAGCCAAUAACCUGUUCGGGCUGGCGUUUGCCCUGAACGGAGUGGAGCUGCUCCACCUGAACAACGUCAGCACCGGCUGUAUCCUGCUGGGGGGGCUGUUCAUCUACGACGUCUUCUGGGUGUUUGGGACCAACGUCAUGGUGACUGUUGCCAAGUCAUUUGAAGCACCAAUCAAAUUGGUGUUUCCACAGGACUUGUUGGAGAAAGGUCUGGAGGCCAGUAACUUUGCCAUGCUGGGACUGGGAGACAUUGUCAUCCCGGGUAUCUUCAUCGCUCUGCUGCUGCGCUUCGAUGUCAGCUUGAAUAAAAACAGCAGGACGUAUUUCUACUCCAGCUUCCUGGCCUACAUCUUUGGACUGGGCCUCACCAUCUUUGUCAUGCACACCUUCAAACAUGCACAGCCCGCCCUGCUGUACCUGGUGCCCGCCUGCGUCGGCUUCCCCGUCAUCAUAGCGCUGUUCAAAGGAGAGCUCACAGAGAUGUUCAGGUAUGAGGAGUCAUCUGAGGAGACUAAAGAGGAAGCGACAGAAUCAGAGAAGAAGGACCAAUAAUAUCCAUGUCGCCCCCACCCCCUGCCCUCCCUCCUCCUUCAAACACUUUUCAUCAUCAGCCUGCUGCCACCACAUUUCACUGAAGCCCCGCCCCCUCCAGUCUCUCCAGCUUGUCAGCCAGGGGAAACGGGGCUCAUGUUGCCAACGCGUUUGUCUCUGAUAACCACGGGAGCCCGACUGUUACCCGUGGUUACGACUGCCGUCGCGCUGCCAACGAUGAUGUUUGUAAUUAUUAAAAGUCGUUUUGGGACCCGGUGCCUACCACGAAUCCUCUCACACAGGACCACGAAGUGGCGUGUCAGGGAACACCUGUCCAAUCGGAUCUCAUCGUGUGUUUGCAGCUCGCCGCUCAGAUAGGCAGAGAAACGAGAAGGAGCGCUUGUUUUAGCCUUUACACGGCCCCGAGCGUGGACGAGUUGGACGGAAAAACGAGCGCUGCUGCCAUUUUCUUUCUUGUUUGUUACUUUUUUUUUUUCUGAAACCCUCAAACAAAGAACCGCUGACGAUUGUGAUGAUCCCCAGAAUCUGAUCCUGUAAAAAAGUCUGGAGGCGUGGGAACUCUCCAGAUGUGGUUCUUUGUUUCCGGGUGUCUCUGCUCACCAGGCGCUGCUCACACUGCCAUCUGCUCCGUCAGCAUCAGCUUCUUCUACUGGUUUUAUCUGUAUUUGUUUCUAUAAUAGGCCAGAAUUUUAAGAGGGAAACGGUUUCAGUUUUUUAGGUAUACAGUUAUGUUGUCAUUUGUUAAAGCUGUAUUGUGUUUACAUCCACUUGUCUCCAUGCUGACUGUACAUGUGAGUUCUCCCUGUCUGUCCAGCUGUUUGCCAGAGAAUAAAUCUGCUUUCCAAUCAGGCCUGUGGUGCUAACGUGGCUUCAAGUUAAACCCUGCAGCUGUAGGUCGUAGGGCCGUACAGCUGAGGCGGAGAAAGGAAGUAGAAACAGUCCGAGUAUUAUAGGUUUAACCUAAAAUAUGGUUCCUGUUCCUGACGAGGAUCAAAUAGUUGGUUUGUUUUGGAAUUAGGAAAUUGGAGGUGAAUUGGUGCACAGAUGAGAGCUAAUAUCGUAGACACGUCUAUAAAAGAUGAAAGAGUUCCAGUUGUAUAAUGUGUUGGAUUAGUUAGAUGAAUAUUUUAUGGCUCUUCCCAAAGUCAAGAGAGCUGCAACAAAGUCCCACGAGGCUCAUCCAGUCUUAAAAGCUUCCCUCUGAAAUUCAAGAGAAAGUAUUAAUUUAGUUUUUGUUUUGUUUUUUCUUCAAGAAACACAACGCAGGUUGUUUGCUAUAAAGCGUUGAGGCCAAUGUGUGACCAGCUGCCACUGGGACACAACUGAAUACAAGAGCAGCAAAUUUAGCUCAGUAAUAACAAUCCACCUCUCGCCCAAUGGUAGCUGGGAUAGACUCCAACCUGCCUGUGAACCUGACAAUAAGCAGAAGAGGAUGAAUGGAUAUAAAUUUAUAUAAAUAUUUAACUUACAUACUUGAGUAAAACUGAGUUGCUGUUAUCGCUGCAGCCCACACGUUAGCAAUCAUUGGUCUACGGCGUCGGUCACUAGCUUAGUUUAAAUGUGAAACAGCAGGUUUGACCCGUCUGUGGCCAGUGAGCACGUCAGACCUGCCCUCACUGAUGCCACAGUGGCUGUCCAUCUUUUAUUUACAGUCUCUUAUGAAGGUUCUGGAGCUUUAUUGCUCAGACGUGUAACAGAUACACUUUUUGUGGUGACAGAAAAAUGCCAGUGUGGUUUUGUGGAAAAUGUUUAGAAACCAAAAGCACAGUUUGGAUUUCUUUGUUGAAAACGAGGGGGCGACUUGAACUCCAACUGUGGUUCUUUAGUGAGAAUAAUUAGUUCUAGCUCCAGGUGUGAAUGCUGCAGUGCAGCCACUCGUAAUAAAUAAAUAAUGAUGACAAAAAGUAGUUAGAAACUAAAGGUACAAAAUAUUUUCCCUCAAUUUCGCUCCUUGCUGUCCCUUUCAGUUGGAGUGUGUCUGGAAUUUAAUCAGCUGCACAGGUGAACUUUUUCCUGUGUGGAUAAAUAAAAACUGGAUUCUUGGUUUUCAGUCUUAAAGUUCUGGCCUGUGAGAGAAGAGCAAAAGGAGGAGGCGGCAGACUGAACUGCCUUCACUGCCCAGCAAGAGGCAUCAUUCUCACACCUUAUUGGUGAAAAGGUGCAAUGGGAGGAGCUCCGUGGCUUCUUCGUUUGAUAAGCAGUGAGAAUGAGCCCAGGAGGCAAAGUGUCACAGGGUGUUUUACAAAAGCAUCCUCAAACUAGGAUCAAACUCAGAAAAAUAGCCAAAAAGAAUUCAGCAGAAUCGGAGACAUGGUGACUGUUGGCCUGUGUUACAGGUUCAUUUCCAAAGUCUGCUGCUUGAAACUGCAUUUCCCAUAAUGUCAACAUAUCCUACAACCGUUUCCACGGGAUAAGCCAGUAAGCUUAACCUAAUGCAAGUACAACUGCGAUUUAAUGUAAUUCAGAGUUUCAAAGUAAAGGUUUAAACGGAAAACGGUCCUAACUUGUUUUUAAAUAAAAUCAUAUGCAGUUGCAGAUAAUUACAAAGUUUUCGGAUGCUUGGAAAAACCCUGCCUAACUGGACAUAAUUAGCCUCACGUUAAUACUCCCAAUGUUAUUGAUUGUUAUGGAUGCUUUAUUAAGAGAUGCACAGUUUUGUAUCAAUGUAAAAACAAAAUGCUCUUAUUCAGCUCAGUGAAGUUCAGUAGCCACUUAAUUUUAAAUAUAAUGUACCUGAAAUUGGUUUUUUUCUUCCUCUCUGGUUGUAUUUGUGGUGGCGGCCGUUUUACGGCGCCAACUGUAUCCGUUUUAUUUGCAAUAAAACUUUUGGUGUUUUGAUCACCGCAUAGAGAAGCAUAA